Molecule: messenger RNA, 1126 nt
Organism: Phascolarctos cinereus (koala)
Lineage: Eukaryota; Metazoa; Chordata; Mammalia; Diprotodontia; Phascolarctidae
Gene: TEN1
Product: TEN1 subunit of CST complex
Biological process (GO): negative regulation of telomere maintenance via telomerase
Cellular component (GO): CST complex
Molecular function (GO): telomeric repeat DNA binding; telomerase inhibitor activity; single-stranded DNA binding
Source: RefSeq, a predicted model, not a curated record
CCCCCCCCCCCCCCCCCGCCACUGCGGAAGGCUACGACUGUGGGAAACUUAGACAGAUUAACUGAGGUCUUCAAACCCUGUCUGGUUAUAGGUGCUAAAGAUGCUCCCCAGAGCUGGGAUCUAUUACUUUCCUUGGGAGAUCAGUUCUGGUAUAGUCCCAGAAGGAGAAACUGUGAGAACGUUUGGCAGGUUCCAUUGUUAUGAUAUAGUUCGGUCCAGAGUUACUUUAGUUGCUCAGCAUGAAUCGGCCCGGCAUCAGGUCCACAUCUGCACCAAGUUGGUGGAGCCGUUCCAAGCCCAGCCAGGGUCCCUGUAUAUUGUACUGGGGGAAUAUGAACGGGGUGAUGAUAAGGUUUACAUGGUAAAGGCUCGUGUGCUGACUUGUGUGGAGGGGAUAAACCUGCCUUUGUUAGAACAAGCCAUCCAGAAGCAGAGGAAGUAUCACCAGGAGAGGGAACAUCGGCAAGAGGAAGGGAGCCAAGAACGUGGGCAGGAGAGCAAGGACAACUCCUAGUGCUGCCUUGCACCCAAGCCUGUAGCACCUUGACAGAUUUGUUGAUCUUUGCUGGGAGCAAAGGUGUUCGUCUGGCCCCUGUCCCUUACUUGUUUUCAUGCUGUGAUAGAGGACAUGGUGUGCCAAGAAGAUGAGUCUUCAUAUUGUAAUACUGGAAGGAAUCCUCAGAGAAGGCAGCAUAUGUCCUAUAGGCAGGCCGAUACAGCCCACCCCUCAGAUCUGGGGGAACAGAUAUAUGUCAUUUCAAACAUUUAGCUGUUUCUCUCCAUCAUAACCCAUAUGCUAGUGUGAAAACAGAGCUGUAAAGGGACCACAUACCUCUUUCCCCAAAGGGCCCACUUGUUUUCCCAGACACUUUUUUGUUUUUGGGUGCUGAUGGGACUGGGUGAAGGUUAAUGGAAGCAAUAUUUUCUUUUUCUAUAGGGCUGGGUAUUCAAUAAUAUUAGGUGGUUUUUGUGUGACCUAUGGCCCAACCCUCCCCACCCCCUUUCCAUUUGGACCAGGUUGGAUCCUUGGGGGCAAAGUUUCUUUCUUUGGUUACUGCCUCGACCCUCAGAGAUUUAUUCCAGGGAGAUCUCUUAAAUAAAGCUUCGGUAUAGCUUGUCUUUUUAA